AUGGCUUCUCUCCUAAGAUGGGUCAGGACUUCCCUCCGUAAAAAACCAUCCCCGCCCCUACGCUUCCCAUCCACAGGCUUCCAAACCGUCCCAGCAACCCACAUCCUCGAAGAAGAACGCUUCAACGCGUUCAAACAAGGCCACUACUACCCAGUCAACAUCGGCGACAUCUUCAACUCGACGUAUCAAGUCAUCGGUAAACUAGGAUACGGAACCACCUCUACCGUAUGGCUAGCCCAUGAUCUGAGAUCCCAAACAUACGUGACACUAAAGAUCUACACCCGCGAUGAAUCCCACACCGAGGAAUUCCAGAUCUACAAGCAUCUAACCAGCAGCAAACCGUCUCAUCCUGGGUACCCUUAUGUCCGAACAGCCCUUGACACAUUCACGAUUCCCCGUUCCGGGGGGAAUCAUGGCGUUUUGGUCCAGAAACCCAUGUGGGAGAGUUUCCGGCAUCUCCAGUACCGGAACCCUAGUCAUCGGUUCUCGGAGGAUUUGUUGAGAAUGGGUCUGGUGCAGGUGCUGAUGGCGUUGGAUUACUUGCAUACUGAAUGCAGGCUUGUGCAUACAGACAUCAGCAGCGAUAAUAUCCUUCAGGAGAUUGAGGAUAAUGAGAUUCUUGAGGCGCUUACGCGAGAUGAGUUGGAGACUCCCUCGCCACGGAAACUGGUUGACGGGGUGCCGGUAUAUGCUUCUCGACGGUUUGGGCUGCCGAGGACGUUUGGUCGGGUUGUGCUGAGCGAUUUUGGGUCGGCGGUGCGAGGAGAUGAAAGGAGAAACCAUGGUGCGCAGCCGUAUGUUUAUCGAUCACCAGAGGUGAUGUUGAAGACAGAUUCGAGUUAUCCAGUUGACAUCUGGAAUGUCGGGGUUAUGAUCUGGGAUCUCUUUGAGGGAAAACAUAUGUUUUAUAGGAAUGAUCCGGAUGGGAAAGGGUAUUCCACCCGUGCUCAUUUGGCGGAGGUCAUUGUGAUGCUAGGACCGCCUCCGGUUGAUUUGCUAAGGCGGGGGAAACGGAGUUGGGAGUUCUUUACUGAAGAUGGUAUGUGGGUUUAUGAUGUUGAGAUUCCGCAGGAUUACACGCUGGAAAUGUCAGAGGAGUUCCUUGAAGGGAGGAAUAAGGAUAUGUUCUUGGCUUUUAUGAGAGGGAUGCUUCAGUGGCGGCCAGAGGAUAGAAAGACGGCCAAGGAGCUGCUUCAGGAUCCAUGGUUGAAUCAGGGGAUGGAUUAG
This is a messenger RNA of Aspergillus sclerotioniger CBS 115572, 1227 nucleotides long. Its product is annotated as kinase domain protein. The coding region runs from base 1 to 1227 and encodes 408 amino acids. Gene Ontology annotation, molecular function: protein kinase activity; ATP binding. Lineage: Eukaryota; Fungi; Ascomycota; Eurotiomycetes; Eurotiales; Aspergillaceae. The transcript is spliced from 5 exons. The record is from RefSeq and is a predicted model, not a curated record. Gene Ontology annotation, biological process: spliceosomal complex assembly; protein phosphorylation; regulation of mRNA processing.